UUUCCUCAAUUGUCUCAUUCUUCAAACUUCCACUUAUUCGACCGUCUUGAUUUCCGGUGUAAAGAGGGGGGGAUUAGUGUUUGGUGUGUUUGACAGGCACGUCAGGGUAAUUUAGACAACUGACCGUAUGAAAACGCAGUAUUCUUUUAUAGCUAUUCUUUGUUGUAGCUAGUUGUUUUUAGCCACGGUGUAGUGGCUACGUAGCCAGUUAGCUAGCUAGCUAGCCAAACAUCCAUAAACUCAGCGUUGAUCCACAGGCGAGAUGAGCGACAGAAGUUCUUCCCCUGACCCAAACACCAUGACAUUGGUUGUUAAAACACCUAGGCAAGAGGAUGGAGACGAAAUAAUCGAAGGAGUGGAGUUAAACUGGAAGGUCUUGGAUUUGAAGAAACAUUUGUCACGGGUUUAUCCCUCCUGUCCAGCGGAGAAAGACCAGAGACUUAUUUACUCUGGCAAGAUGCUUCCAGACAACCUGCCCAUCAGAGACGCCUUCAGAAAGGGAGACCACAUGCCUAUCGUACACCUGGUGUGUGCUUUCAGACCCCAGCCUGAAACUCAACAAGGCGCCAGACCCAAGGUUAGAGCAGAGGAAUCCUCCCCACCCUCGUCAGAAGAAGCCAGGCAGCCUGCUGAGGUGUCUACCCCACCUCCGUCCGCACACGCUCCCCAGAUGCCCUCUACUGGCGGCCUGAGACACCGCGGGCACCCCACUCCAACCUCGACUCCUGUGGCCACGGCUGGAGCUGCAACGAUGGCCCACCCCGACUUCCCCACCUACUCACUCUACAGCCCCCAGCAGCUGCUCUGGCUCCAGCAUAUGUAUGCCCGACAGUACUACAUGCAUUACCAAGCUGCCAUGGCUGCUGCCUCCUCUACGUCGCUGGCCUCCACCGUCGGCACCACUCUGCCUGUCGCACCCCACCAAGCCGCAGUCCCUGCCGGACUGCCCAAUCAAGCGCCCAUUGACAAUUUGCCAGCCAAUCAGAAUGCCGCAGAUCCUGCAUUCAUCAACCCGGAGGGAGCCAAUCAGAACCUGCGAAUGAAUGCGCAGGGCGGGCCUGUGAUGGAGGAUGAGGAGGAGAUGAACCGUGAUUGGCUGGACUGGUUGUACACUGCCGCCCGUCUCGGCGUGUUCCUCAGCAUCGUCUACUUUUACUCCAGCCUCAGUCGCUUCAUCCUUGUCAUGAGCAGCCUGCUGCUCAUGUACCUACACACCGCUGGCUGGUUCCCCUUUCGACGGAGGCCCGUGGCCAGGGCUGUGAAUGAACCCGCCCCAGAGGUCAUCCAGAACCUGAACAACCUGAACAACCAGAACCAACACAAUGAGCCGGCAGAGCCCCCUGCUGAAGGAGAGGGUCCGGAGGCCGCAGCAGAACCAGAGGGCCAAGCCCCACAUCCCCUCACCCCAGUCUUGGUCCCUCCACACCGGGUGUCUAUAGUCUGGACCACCUGGAUCUUCUUCAAGACCUUCUUUGCCUCGCUCAUCCCGGAAGCGCCCCAGAUGGGGGCAAACUGAGGGUAGUAGAACCCCCUCCUGUUGGACGCACAGGCUGAAGAGAAGAUAGGGCCGUAGGUCUUGACGAUGCUGGAUGGAGCGAAAGACACUUACACCACAACCUUGCAACAUUCCCAAACAAGAGGGGAUGGAGACGAGACCUCACAAUUUCUCGGAAUAAACCGCAAAUUUUCAUUGAUGAUGAUGAUGAUGAUGUCUCUUUGUGAUGGUGCACCUUGAAGUCUUUGGCUUCAUGACCAAAACCAUAAACCAAACGAACUCUGAAGUUCAAAAGAUAUAUUCCAAGUUCUUCCUACUCUUUUGCCAAACGUUUGUACAUAAACUGUAAACAUGUCAAUAAUUCUGUAUAUAGAGUGGCCAGGGCACUUUAGAGAACCUCUCAAUCUGUGGCCAAGUGGAGCAGAGCUGCUGUUUUGAAGUUCUCUUAUGCAAGCCUCUUGUCAUCAGUGUUUCAUUUUCUGGGAGGCCUCUAAGCUGCUAGUCUCCAAGGUUGUGCUGAAGACACAGAUCACAAUCCCGCCUGCUUCAGAUUCCUCACGCCUUGAUUGGACACUGACAUAAUGACUGCUAUCAAUUUAGUUUCACCCCUUUCACUUUUCUGUGUAUCUUUAGCAACAUUUCAACUGAGUGUGCUUCAUUUGGGUUCUUCGAAAGCCAAAGGGUGCAGAUUAGUAUUUGCAUCCUGCUUUAAAAUGUUUGUGCUUCAUUUUAUUUGUAAGCACAUGAUUUUUGUUUGCUUUUUCAGUGUAUAACGGAUGAGUCAAGGUGACGUUAAACAGGCAUAUGAGCAUGAACAUGCCCCAUAGAAAGUGAAGCUAAUAUGCAAACUUCGCUUCAUUAGGGUGAAUCUUAAUAGCAGGAUUAACCAAACAAGGACUGGGACAGGAGUUCUCUGUUCUUCUCUGACACAAUGGCACUUUGGUUUUUCUAAAUAGUCAUGGGACAAUUACAGGAGACGCAAGCUUGACUGAUGCCAUAUUUCUCAUGUUCUGCACCACAGACGCUCAGUGAAGGUUUAAUCCACCUACUGUAUUUAAAAAAAGGAAAUGUCUUUAUGUUAUGGUAGGAAACAGAAAACAGUUUUGCUGUGAAUGUAAUGGAAGUGUAUCUAUUUCUGUACAGGAUUAAAAUAAUACAUUUUUAUUAAUCAAA
Molecule: messenger RNA, 2668 nt
Organism: Clupea harengus (Atlantic herring)
Lineage: Eukaryota; Metazoa; Chordata; Actinopteri; Clupeiformes; Clupeidae
Gene: herpud1
Product: homocysteine inducible ER protein with ubiquitin like domain 1
Biological process (GO): regulation of ERAD pathway; negative regulation of endoplasmic reticulum stress-induced intrinsic apoptotic signaling pathway; ubiquitin-dependent protein catabolic process
Cellular component (GO): endoplasmic reticulum membrane
Molecular function (GO): transmembrane transporter binding
Source: RefSeq, a predicted model, not a curated record